AUGCGGGAAGUUCCAGAGAAAGCAAUUGAUGAAAGGGUUGCAGACGAAGAAGUUCCAAAGCAAGAAAUGGAAGAAAAGAUCACAAAGGAUGCAGUUCCUAAGAAAGAAGUUGAAGAACAGAUCACAAAGGAAAAAACUGAAGAACAGUUUACAAAGGAAGUUUCAAAGAUUGAACAAGUUAUCAUGAAAGAAGUUGAAGAAAAGAUCACAACGGAAGAACUUCCAAAGAAGGAAGUUGAAGAAAUGAUUACAGAAAUCCCAAAGAUUGAAGAGGUUAUCAAAAAAGAAGAAGUUCCUAAGAAAGACGUGGAAAAGGUCACAAAGGAAGAAGUUGAAGAAAAGAUCACAAAGGAAGAAAUUAAAGAAGAAACUGUCACGAAAGAAGAAAUUCUGAUGAAAGAAGUGGAAGAAGAAAAAAUCACUAAGGAAGUUGUGCAGAAAGCCGCUGCAGGGGAAAUCAUUUCUGAAGAAGUCUUUAAAGAAAUUUUGAAGAAGGAAGAGAAGGUAGUUACAGAAACCGUAGAAGAAGAAAUUACCAAGGAGGAAAUUUCUGUGAAAGAAACCGUCUCAAAAACUGUGGAAGAGGAGACGAAGCUCUCGGAGAAGGAAGUCGUCGAGGAAGAAAAGAUUUCAAAGGAAGAAAUAUCCAUAAAGGAAAUUGUUGAAAAGGAGAGUAUUUCUAAGGAGGUUACUGAGGAGGAAAAAAUCUCAAGAUCGAAAUACGCGAUUACAAAACCGUAG
Messenger RNA from Penaeus indicus, 741 nucleotides. RefSeq lists its product as uncharacterized. Bases 1 to 741 code for a protein of 246 amino acids. The transcript is spliced from 2 exons. Lineage: Eukaryota; Metazoa; Arthropoda; Malacostraca; Decapoda; Penaeidae. The record is from RefSeq and is a predicted model, not a curated record.